CUCCACUUGCCCCCGCCCCCGCCCCCGCGCAUCGUCCACUCGUUGCUUCGUCUUCUUCCUCCCUCGCCCCAGAUUAAAUCCGGCUAUUUAAAUCGAAUCCCCCAACGAACUCCCACUUUUCCCCAGCAGCAGCGGCGUCAGCGGAGCAGAGAGCGAGCGAGAGAGGAGCCAACCCUAGCGAGCGAGCGAUGGGAUAGGUGGGGGAUUCCCGGCGGGCCAUGGAGUGGGACAGCGACUCGGACGGCAGCGGGGAGGAGGACGAGGAGGAGGAGGGGGUCGGGCCGUGGGGCGCGGAUGGGUGCCGGGGCGGCGGCGGGUUCUCGCUGGCGAUCGAGGGGGUGCUCGGCGGCGCCUGCGGCCUCGUCGUGUCCGACGCGCUCGAGCCCGACUUCCCCAUCAUCUACGUCAACCGCGGCUUCGAGGACGCCACCGGCUACCACGCCGAGGAGGUGCUCGGGAGGAACUGCCGUUUUUUGCAAUGCAGAGGACCAUUUGCUCAGAGGAGACAUCCCCUUGUUGAUGCUAUAGUAGUUACUGAGAUUCAGAGAUGCUUAGAGGAAGGAACUGAGUUCCAGGGUGAUCUGCUGAAUUUUAGGAAAGAUGGUUCCCCGUUUAUGACGAGUCUGCAACUAAAGCCCAUAUAUGGAGAUGAUGAAACAAUAACCCAUUAUAUGGGCAUUCAGUUCUUCAACGAUUGUAAUGUUGAGUUGGGGCCUUUGCCUGGCUCUAUGGCAAAGGAAGCUGUGAGAUCGCUAUGGAUUGCACCAGAUAACACACUCCGACCAACUCCAACAGGGAAGGGUAACUUUUGCUCUGAGUAUUCUCAUCUCUUCCAACUGAGUGAUGAGGUAUUGUGCCAGAAGAUCCUAUCAAGAUUGUCACCGAGGGAUAUAGCAUCUGUAAACUCCGUAUGUAAACGUUUGUAUCAUAUGACAAAGAAUGAUCACCUUUGGAGAAUGGUUUGUCAGAAUGCAUGGGGCAACGAUGCAACUCGGGCUCUUGAGAAUGUGGCUGGCACAAAAAGUUUGGCAUGGGGACGGCUAGCAAGGGAGUUGACUACACUGGAAGCCGUCACCUGGAAGAAAUUGACGAUCGGGGGUACAGUGGAGCCAUCUCGCUGCAACUUCAGUGCUUGUGCUGUAGGAAACCGGGUUGUCCUUUUCGGUGGGGAAGGCGUUAACGCACAGCCGAUGAAUGAUACAUUUGUGCUGGAUUUGAGUGCGACCAAGCCAGAGUGGAGGCACGUCAAUGUGGGGUUGGCUCCUCCUGGCCGCUGGGGCCAUACCCUGUCAUGCCUAAGUGGAUCGCUGUUGGUUCUGUUUGGUGGAUGUGGCGGCCAGGGGUUGCUCAAUGAUGUGUUUAUUUUGGAUUUGGAUGCAAAACAUCCUACAUGGCGUGAGAUUUUUGGCCUUACACCACCAGUUCCACGGUCAUGGCAUAGCUCUUGCACGAUGGAUGGAUCGAAGCUGGUGGUUUCUGGUGGCUGUGCCGACUCUGGUGUGCUUCUCAGCGACACUCAUCUCUUAGAUGUAACAAUGGAAAGGCCUGUUUGGAGGGAGAUACCUGCACCUUGGACUCCACCUUCUAGGUUGGGCCACUCACUCUCUGUCUACGAUGGCCGGAAAAUCCUGAUGUUUGGUGGUCUUGCCAAAAGCGGCCCUUUGCGACUCAGGUCUGGCGAUGUAUUCACAAUGGACUUGAGUGAUGCUGUACCGUCAUGGCGGUGCAUCACCGGUAGCGGAAUGCCAGGAGCCUGCAACCCCGCUGGAGUUGGUCCGCCUCCUCGCCUUGAUCAUGUUGCCGUGAGCCUACCCGGAGGGAGAAUUAUGAUAUUUGGUGGCUCUGUAGCAGGUCUUCAUUCCGCCUCACAGCUUUACCUCCUGGAUCCGACCGAAGAGAAACCUACCUGGAGAAUACUGAACGUUCCAGGGCGCCCUCCAAGGUUUGCCUGGGGACACAGUACCUGUGUCAUGGAAGGAUCAAAGGCAAUAGUUCUUGGAGGACAAACCGGAGAGGAGUGGACGCUGACUGAAAUUCAUGAACUCUCUCUGGCGAGCUCAUUAGUUUGAGACCGGACAGUCUCCAGCAAGCUUACAGGUUCCUCAAAGCUAUGCAAACGGAAUUGGUAAGCAAACUGGGAUGUUCUCAUGGCAGGUUAGUCUCAAGUAGAUGAAAGCUGGCUACUCUCGCAACGCCUCAGAGUCGCCUCGUUUAGUCUAUAUGAAGUAGGAAUGCAUUCUCCCCGCCCGCUGCCGUUUGUUUGGUCUACUACAAGGUAACUAACUAUCAUCCAUAACCCCUCAAUGUGUGUUGUUCUCGUCAGAUGUUUCCAGCACUCUGAUAAGAGGAACAAAAGGGACUGGCGAUGCUUGGAGUGUCCCAUCCGAUCCAACACCCUGCGAUGCGUGCCUCUGCCGAUGAUGUUGUAACUGCUCUGAAAUUUCGACCGCCAGAUAUGGUUAUGUUAAGCUUUUGCGUUGUGUAUGCCUUGUAUGUUCUCCGCGGGCCGCGCCGUGACUCACUCACAUUGUUCGUUUGCUGCCUUCUGCUGACAGAAACCUUUUGGGUUUAUACCUUUUGUAAGUUGUAACUCUGAUUGUAGCCAAAAAAGUACCAGGAUUGCUUGUAUGAAAACAAUAGGGAGUUUUUGCUUCCCCGCGACAUUUGUUGUAGAAUGUGGUAGUACCAUAACUCACAGAGAUUUUUCUACGGAAUAAACAAUGAUGGUGAUAGCUAAGUUGAUGCA
Messenger RNA from Hordeum vulgare subsp. vulgare (domesticated barley), 2746 nucleotides. RefSeq names its product putative adagio-like protein 2. The record is from RefSeq and is a predicted model, not a curated record. Gene Ontology annotation, biological process: response to blue light; circadian rhythm. NCBI's taxonomy places the organism in Eukaryota, Viridiplantae, Streptophyta, Magnoliopsida, Poales, Poaceae. Gene Ontology annotation, cellular component: nucleus; SCF ubiquitin ligase complex; cytosol. The transcript has 2 exons. Bases 219 to 2069 code for a protein of 616 amino acids. Gene Ontology annotation, molecular function: protein binding.